Morchella importuna is the source of this 603-nucleotide messenger RNA. RefSeq lists its product as uncharacterized. The transcript is spliced from 8 exons. The coding region runs from base 1 to 603 and encodes 200 amino acids. NCBI's taxonomy places the organism in Eukaryota, Fungi, Ascomycota, Pezizomycetes, Pezizales, Morchellaceae. Gene Ontology annotation, molecular function: ubiquitin conjugating enzyme activity. Gene Ontology annotation, biological process: ubiquitin-dependent protein catabolic process; protein polyubiquitination. The record is from RefSeq and is a predicted model, not a curated record. Gene Ontology annotation, cellular component: nucleus.
AUGAGCUCCCCAAAAAGAAGAAUAGAAACUGAUGUCAUGAGGCUCUUGAUGAGUGACUACGAAGUUACCCUAGUCAACGAUAAUAGUAAGCUUCCUACUACACCCCCGCAACCAAGGGAGCUUUGCCCCCCCCUCCCCGAAUUCUACGUCCGGUUCAAGGGUCCCGAAGAGACUCCCUUCGCCGGUGGCAACUGGAAAGUGCACGUCGAGCUCCCCGACCAGUACCCCUACAAGAGCCCUUCGAUCGGUUUCGUGAACCGCAUAUUCCACCCCAACAUUGACGAGCUAAGCGGAAGCGUGUGUCUUGACGUCAUCAACCAGACAUGGUCUCCCAUGUUUGACAUGAUCAAUAUCUUUGAAGUUUUCCUACCGCAGCUCUUGCGCUACCCUAACCCUACCGACCCUUUAAACGGAGAGGCAGCGGCCUUGUUGAUGAGGGAACCGAGGCAGUAUGACAUCAAGGUUAAGGAGUACGUCAACAAAUACGCAACCAGGGAAGCCGCCGAUGCUGCCACAGACGAGUCCGAAAGCGAUGAUGACAUGUCAUCUGUGGGAUCGUUUGAUUCCGGAGAUGAGGAGCCUGCUGGUACAAUGGAGGUCUGA